GGCGCUAGUUGUGGUACGUACGUGCCGCGCCGCCUGCUGGGGUUCACAGGUCUCAUAUGCAUCGAUCAUAGGCCUGUGCAUCGAGCUGAGUACAUGUGAUGUAGGUGGGCCCUGCACAAAAAAAGGAUGGCAGAUGAAGAAGAUGACUACAUGUCCGAUUCUUUCGUAGUUGAAAGUAGUAAGACCACCACACCAGGCCUGCUGUGGGGCAAGCAUGCCCUCAAGAAACAUCAAGAGGACAAGCACAGGACCAUCAAUGAGCAGCACCGGGCUAAGUUCAAGCCUAUCAAAGAGCGCGAGCAGGAGCACCGACUGAAGGGCUUGGGCAACGCCUUGUCUAGUCAGAACAAGGGCUUUGCCCUGCUGGAAAAGAUGGGGUACAAGCAGGGCAUGGGGCUGGGAAAAACUGGUGGUGGACGGUCAGAGCCCAUUCCGGUAGAAAUUAAGACAGGUAGAGGGGGCUUGGGACGGGAAAGAGAAAUCAAGGACCAGCAGGAGCGGCGGAAGCAACAGUUCCAGGAAGCGCUGCAGCGCCGCGCUGCCCAGGAGCAGGUAUACAGGCAGGACUUUAGGCAGCGCAUGAGCAGCAGGUUCACUGACAAGGAGACGGAGAAAGACUUGGACAAGAGCCAGAAGGCAUGCGAGCAUCUGGAUCGGCUACAGGAGAUUGUGGAACCUGUGGAGCCUUGGUAUUGGCCCAAACAGCCUCCUAAGAUGCAGGAAGAUGAAGAAGAAGAGGUGGAAGAAAAUGAGUGUGGAAGUGACAUGACUUCGGCUGAAAAACUCGUCCAUUUAACUGGAUACCUCCGCAGACAACACAGAUACUGCAUAUGGUGUGGGACAUCAUUUGAUGAUGGCAAUGAUUUGGCAGACAAUUGUCCUGGCGACACAGCUGAUGACCACAGGUAGCAGAGGAGUUUUGUGAAGCAGUGCAUGAAGAGACUUUGCAUAGUGUAUAUGUGUGUACCUGAAGACUUUCCAAUUGCAUAUCAGCAUUGCCACCUGAUGGUCAGGUGGCUUAUAUACCACAUCUAAUUUGCUUUAUUGCUGGUAUCUGGAUAAAGGGCCACUCAGGUAGAUUAUUUUGUCAAGAACUAGUAUUUUACACAGUCUGAGUUGUUACUUCAAAAAGGUUUGCGUGGCAGUUAAAAGUCAUUUCAAAUGGUAGUCUUUGAUGGAGGUUUUCAAGCAUGGUUAUUAUAGGAUGGAAUGACAUAUACUAUGAGAAUGUAACAAAAUAUAUUCGAUGGAAACCAUCUUAGACUUACUUAAGCUCUUUUCACGUCAACUGGACUACACAAGGUCCUUUUUCGUAGAACUGGUUUCAUUCCAUCUUAAAUGAAAGCUCAUCCCAGAAGUGAGAGAUGGCCUUAGAAUUUUCAAACAAAUUACACAAAAUCAACACCAUGGGUCACCAAAUGGCUAAUAAACUCAGUUCUGAAGAUAGAAUCUGCAUUAACCACUUCGUGCCAGGGCAUUUUUCAAUGUUGAUGAUGCUGGGCUGGUAUGACUAUCAUUUUUUCCGUUUU
Molecule: messenger RNA, 1529 nt
Organism: Acanthaster planci (crown-of-thorns starfish)
Lineage: Eukaryota; Metazoa; Echinodermata; Asteroidea; Valvatida; Acanthasteridae
Gene: gpatch11
Product: G-patch domain containing 11
Cellular component (GO): kinetochore
Molecular function (GO): nucleic acid binding
Source: RefSeq, a predicted model, not a curated record